Glarea lozoyensis ATCC 20868 is the source of this 1779-nucleotide messenger RNA. Its product is annotated as DAK1/DegV-like protein. Gene Ontology annotation, molecular function: glycerone kinase activity; ATP binding. The transcript is spliced from 6 exons. Bases 1 to 1779 code for a protein of 592 amino acids. The record is from RefSeq and is a predicted model, not a curated record. Gene Ontology annotation, cellular component: cytosol. Gene Ontology annotation, biological process: glycerol catabolic process. Lineage: Eukaryota; Fungi; Ascomycota; Leotiomycetes; Helotiales; Helotiaceae.
AUGUCUUCCAAACAUUACUUCCCUGAGACGGCAGUAAAUACACUAGUCCCAAGAGCUCUGCAAGCUCUGGUAGCUGCCAACCCAUCACUCUCCUUCCUCGAUGAGCACCGUGUUGUACUAAACACCACACACAAGUCCUCAAAUGUUGCUUUGAUUUCUGGAGGAGGUAGCGGUCAUGAGCCAGCUUGGUCAGGUUAUGUUGGUGAUGGCCUUCUAUCAGCUGUCGCUUGUGGGGACAUUUUUGCUAGUCCAAGCAUGAAACAAGUACUUGCUGCAAUUGCUUCCGUUCCCUCAGAGAAAGGCACCAUACUCUUAAUUACAAAUUACACCGGGGAUAAGUUGCAUUUCGGGCUGGCUGCUGAGCGAGCCCUAGCUGCUGGAUUUGCUAAAAAGGUGGUCGUUCUUCCAGCCACGGACGAUGUGUCGAUCGGGCGCAGUAGGUGCGAAAAGGUCGGAAGAAGAGGGUUAGCGGGCAAUGUGAUCACCAUGAAGGUCCUUGGGGCAGCCGCCAGCCAAGAAUACAGUUAUGAAAGACUAGUCGACAUCGGAAAAGCAGUCAACAAUCAGUUGGUUUCAAUCGGUUCCGCUUUAGAUCAUUGCCACGUACCAGGCCGCCAAAACCAUGAUGAGAUUGGUGACGACGUUUGUGUAGUUGGGGCCGGAAUACACAAUGAACCGGGGGCGCAAAAAGUGUCACCAUUUCCAUCCGUAGAGGACCUAAUUGCUCAACUAUUGACUCUGAUAUGUGAUCAAAAAGAUCCAGAGCGAGGUUUCGUUAGAUUCAGUGACAACGAUGACACAGUUCUUUUGAUCAACAACUACGGCGGGUUGUCCAACUUGGAGUUAGGUGCCUUGACCCAAGAGACACUGUCCCAACUCGAAUCCAAGUGGCGGAUAAAACCAACAAAGAUAUACGCUGCUCCCUUUGAGACUUCUCUAAAUGGUCCAGGUUUUUCGAUCACGCUGUGUAAUCUUACUAUAGCUGCAAAAGAGAGCAACACAUCCGUAGACGAGUUGCUAGGAUUGUUGGCUUAUGAAACCAAAGCUCCUGCGUGGCCAAAUGUUCUUUCCAAUACAUCGACCAAAGCAGAACGGAAGCCAACGCCGGUUGUUGAUAUUGAAAAACAGACACCAAUAUCCACAGAAGAAGACAUUACAGUCGACCCAACCAACUUAGAAGCAACUGUUCGCCUAGCUUGUGAGCGGGCAAUAAAGUCGGAGCCGGAUCUCACAAAGUGGGAUAUGGUUAUGGGCGACGGAGACUGUGGGGAGGCGGUGAAAGGGGUCUGUGAAGCUGUACUAAAAAUUCUCGACAACGGGACUGCGAAGUCUGGUUCAGUUUUUGAGCUAUUAUACGCCGUCAUCGAUGCGGUUGACGACAUGGGCGGAACACUAGGCGCUAUAUUCGGAAUACUCCUUGCAGCCCUGGCCUCUUCUCUUCGGACAGAGAAGCAAAAGGGAGAUGGUAGUUUAUUGGAUGUAUUCGCGCCAGCCCUAACACAGGCCGUCGGGGCCCUAAAGAACCAUACGGGUGCCAGGGUAGGGGAUAGGACGGUAAUGGAUGUAUUGCUCCCGUUCCAGGAGACUUUAGAAAGUGCCAGAGAUUUCGAGAAAGCAGUGAGAGAGGCCGAGAAGGCUGCUGAGGGAACCCGAGGAUUGAAGCCCAAAUUUGGUAGAGCCAGUUAUGUGGGUGCGGGAGGAGAAGAGCAACACCUGCCAGAUCCAGGAGCCUGGGCAUUAAUGGAGAUGGUCAGGGGACUGUACGAUGCGAGUCCAUGA